Molecule: messenger RNA, 558 nt
Organism: Colletotrichum costaricense
Lineage: Eukaryota; Fungi; Ascomycota; Sordariomycetes; Glomerellales; Glomerellaceae
Product: 30S ribosomal protein S13p/S18e
Exons: 3
Coding region: 1-558 (185 amino acids)
Biological process (GO): translation
Cellular component (GO): small ribosomal subunit; mitochondrion; ribosome
Molecular function (GO): RNA binding; structural constituent of ribosome
Source: RefSeq, a predicted model, not a curated record
AUGAGGAAGUCGAGCUCGGACCCUGGUCGCCGCAACUGCCCAAUGGGGGGAGGCAAUCCGUGGAAGUGGAUGGGUCCAUGGCAUAAAGGGUCGCCUUCUGGGCGGAUCAGUGCUAUCAAUGCACCCGGGCAGCCACUGGUGUCACUAGACUACGUGCAGCACCUGCCACCGCCGCGUUGCAAUUGGAUCCACUAUUUUCCGGCGCCGACUCUCCGAGUCAACUUUUCCGAGCAAAAGCUCGUGAAGAAGGCGCUUGAGUCUUUCUUCGCUCUCGGGCCGACUACAUCAUCCCGCAUUUUGGCCAAAUACUCCAUCUCCCCCAUGUCCAAAGUCGGCGCUCUGCCACCGAAAACCGUCACGGCUCUUACGGCAGAGUUAUCGACAAUGACGAUAGAAAGCGAUGCGCGGAAGAUCAUUCAACAGAACGUCAUGAGACUAAAGGAUAUGGGAAGUUACCGGGGAAGAAGACACGCCAUGAACCUCCCCGUGAGAGGACAGCGGACGAGGACCCAGAUCGAGUCGGCCAGGAAGCACAAUUCUGCGAACAGACGAUGGUAA